Molecule: messenger RNA, 828 nt
Organism: Meleagris gallopavo (turkey)
Lineage: Eukaryota; Metazoa; Chordata; Aves; Galliformes; Phasianidae
Source: RefSeq, a predicted model, not a curated record
GCGCUAUGGGGUGCUAUGGGGUGCUAUGGGGUGCCGGUUCCCGCAGGCAGCGUCCGUCAGACCGCGGUGACGCUGCACGGCGCGGUGCUGGCUCAGCCCGGCGAUGCGCUGCGCCUGGCGGUGCCGUCCCUCAUUUACACCCUGCAGAACAACCUGCAGUACGUCGCCAUCUCCAACCUCCCUGCCGCCACCUUCCAGGUCACCUACCAGCUGAAGAUCCUGACGACAGCCCUGUUCUCGGUGCUGCUGCUGGGCACGUCUCUGUCCCGCCUGCAGUGGUUCUCCCUGGCUCUGCUGUUCGCGGGGGUCGCGUUGGUGCAGACGGAGCAGCCCCAGCCCCCGCCCCCGUCCUCGGACCCCCCUCAGGACCCCCCCCAGAACUACCUGACGGGGCUGGCGGCCGUGGGCGCUUCCUGCCUCUCCUCGGGCUUCGCCGGCGUUUACUUCGAGCGGCUGCUGAAGCGCUCGGGGACGUCCAUCUGGGUGCGCAACGCCCAGCUGGGGGCCGUGGGCACCUUGGUGGGCCUGGCCGCCAUGAUGGCCGCCGAGGGCCGCGCCGUGGCCGCCGUGGGUUUCUUCCACGGUUACACGGCGGCCGUGUGGGCCGUGGUGGUGAACCAGGCGGCCGGGGGGCUGCUGGUGGCCGUGGUGGUGAGGUACGCCGACAACAUCCUGAAGGGCUUCGCCACCGCGCUCUCCAUCGUCGCCUCCACCGCCGCGUCGGCGCAGCUCUUCGGCUUCAGACCGCGAGGGGCUUUUCUGGCCGGCACCGCCAUGGUGGUGGCCGCCGUGUAUCUGUAUGGGAGGCCCAGAGCAGGAGGAGGAGGA